This is a messenger RNA of Pygocentrus nattereri (red-bellied piranha), 2788 nucleotides long. RefSeq names its product stimulated by retinoic acid gene 6 protein-like. Gene Ontology annotation, biological process: vitamin A import into cell. Gene Ontology annotation, molecular function: retinol transmembrane transporter activity; signaling receptor activity. Bases 41 to 1981 code for a protein of 646 amino acids. The record is from RefSeq and is a predicted model, not a curated record. The transcript is spliced from 19 exons. Lineage: Eukaryota; Metazoa; Chordata; Actinopteri; Characiformes; Serrasalmidae. Gene Ontology annotation, cellular component: plasma membrane.
CGGUAAAACUCGGUUCACGGCUCUUUCCUCCACAGGCGCGAUGGACCCCGACGAUAAGACCAUCUGCAUGUUUGUUCACCUCAUCCUCAACCAAUCCUCCAGCACGGAACCUAGGAAUGAACAAAAAGGGAAUGAGACAUGUGCUGUGCCUCAGGAGUAUAUUCUGCAUGCAUGUCUGUUGCCUUCCGUGUGCAUCGUACUGCUGUUCUCGUUCUUGGAGCGCAGACGGAAGCCUCACUGCUGUGGGCAGCGUUUCCCAUACCUCCGCGACCGAUUCGGCAUCGUCGUGCCUCUGGACUUCACUUUCUCGUUGAGAAAUCGAUGGUCGUACGCUUUCGCCAUUGGAGCCACGGCGCACCAAAUGAUUCACCUGUUCUUCCAUGACAUUAAGCUGAUGGAAGUGCCGAGGUGGCUUGAAGCUUGGGUGUAUCUGAUGGCUGCGUUUGAGGUGGGCGUGGAUUUUCUGCCCUUUUUCGUCUGUCUGUCAACAACACGGCGGGGACUGGGAGGAGCUUUGGGCCUGUUAUACACGCUCAUCUGGUUGAUUGUGCAAGUCUGGAAUUUCCACUGUGAUCAUAAAUUAUGCAAUGCAAGUCAAUUUAGUACUAGGCAGUACUGUUAUGUGUGGUCAAUGUGGUGGUCAACUAUCCUGUGUCUGGGUUGCCUCUUGGGGCGCUUUGCCUUCAUGCUAGCGAAGAGCAUCUACAUCUGCCUACAAAAACGCAACAAACAGUUGGAGGAAGAUAAUAUUCUUCAGCCCCAUCAAUUCAAAUAUGUACAGAGACUAUUCAGACAGCUUCCUGAACGGUCCUUGGAGAAGACCUGGUUCCAGAGGAAGGUGUACGACUGGGAUCCCUAUUUUAAAUUCCCCAACAGAAUGAUCGCCACUACUGUCAUGUCCGUCAUUGGACUCUAUGUGUUCAUUUCAUAUGAGCAGGUUUUUACUUCACUGAUCAUUGCGGAGAUCCAGAGUAUAUCAAGUGGAACUGGACUACAAACUAGUUAUUUUGCAACUACCUGGUAUGUCACUACAGCCUUAGCUGCGUUGUCGUCUGUGGCGCACAUCGGCCACGUUCUGAUAUGUUACAAGAAGCACGUGAAGAGACUGUGGGCGGGGAACAAAAGCUUUGUGCCAGAGAAGUACCACACGCUGAACUCUUCUGUUAGCGUGGCUGCCCUUGCGAGGUACCCUGGCUGCCAGAUAGCUUACACAAUGUGGGGUUAUCUCAUUGUGCACAUGGGCCUAUUUGUGUUUGGGAUCAUCACUGUGUAUGUGGUUAUUUAUCCGAUCGAGAUGUGUGGAUUUAUCAUCUGGCUGCGACUAGCACUGUUGUUGAUGUCAGGUUUCAUCAUAAUGUUGGUGUUGGUUGGAGUGCAAGUUGUGCUGGUGCGGGUUUUCUUCCUGCAGGACAGACUCUCCCCUGAGGACCCGCAGAAGCCCCUUGCACUCAACAACAGGAAAGCCUUCCACAACUUUAAUUACUUCUUCUUCUUCUAUAACGUGAUCUUGGGACUGGGGAGCUGCGUCUUACGGCUGCUGGCCAGUGCCUAUGUCAGUUUGCUGUUGGUGUCGCGCAUCAACCGGACCAUCAUGCCAAAGGGUUAUGAGCUGUUUGAUAUAGGCUACCGUACGUGGAUAGGAAUGAUCAUGACGGAUCAUUACCAUAACAACCCGGUUCUGAUCUGUUUCUGCCACCUCCUGCUCAAACGCACUCUGGAGAGACAGACAGCCGUACAGGGAGGCAGACAGGCUUACUCACGCUUAAACAGCUCUUCAGGGAGUCCACUAGAGGUCAGAUUCCGCGCCCGCUGGCUUCUCCUCUACACUCUCUUGAGGAACCCCCAACUCAUCCUGCUGAGGAAGCGCGAAAAACGCAACAACAAACAGGAACAGCUGGCCGUAGUCUGGGUCACGAUGCAGACACAACAAGCAGACGCAGCGGCCGUCGUCCAGUCUACUGACUGUUCGCUCUUACUGUAAAACCCUGAUUUUAAAACAGAGGCCACUAUGAAAUAUACAGUAUAUGCACAUAUGACCACAAACACCAACUGCAAGUUGUAUUAAUGCAUCAAAGUUUCUACAAACACAAAGGCCCAUUGUGUAGGUAUCAUAUUGCUUGGCAACCAUAACCAAUCACAGUGUUUCCCACAGGAUUUCAUUUACAUUUACGGCAUUUGACAGACGCUCUCAUUCAGAGCGACUUACAGUUUGAUCAUUUUACACAGGUAGGCCAAGGUGGUGUUAGGAGUCUUGCCCAAGGACUCUUAUUGGUGUAGUGUAGGGCGCUUCAAAAUAACAUACUCAACAAACAUGCUUAGAAACUGCAGAAUACAGUCUGUUUACAGCCUGUUUUACGCAAACAAAUGUUUAUACGUAUCAGCAGAUAUCAGAAUGUUGGUAUCUGAUUUUUUUUGUUAGUAUUAAAUGAAUGGAAUCAGCCUGAUACCCAAUGCCAGUACUGGUAUCGAUGCAGGCCAAGUAAGAAUAUUUCCGCCUCAUUGUAAAACUGGCAUGACAAAUUUAGACUAUGAUGGGCCGUCAUAGUCUUGAUAAUUAAAGGGAAACCUUGCUAUUGUUAACAAACUACAUUGCUUACAGUAUUAAGCUGCAUUGUUGCCAGUAUGUUAUUCAGAUACUGUUUUGCCCAAAGUAUUGAAACUGGGGAAACUGUUUUGUAUGGUUGUUUGUAUUUCCUUGUUCUAAACAUAUGACCCUUGUGGCCUUAUAUAUAUUUCAGGCUGGGUUUCAUGCAAGUAGUUCACACUUUUUAGAUUUUUGUAUAUUUUU